AUGCAUUACAUUUCCUGAUAUUCAUACAUGUCCUCACCAUCCUCCUCGUCACAUUAUAUAUAUACCUGUCCGGAAAGGCUCCAGGAAGGUCCGAGUCCCCAGCAAACGUCAACCGAGCCAGUUUCCAGAGUUCAAGGAAUUGCCAGACCAUAUGGCUUCAGUGACGAUGAGUACUUUCGUGGCGCUGCCAAAGGUCAAACUCAAACAGCUUGUUGGCACAUUCGAACCCAGUAUCGAGCUACUUAAUAAACUUCGUGGUCUCUUGGUACCCUCGCCGACGACAAGCCAGAAAGUGACCUCUGCAAAGUAUUCUGCUCACCUACCGUUACAGCCAAAUCGACGACAAUCACAGAGCGUGUGCUAUGACGGCGGCACCGACCUUGUUUACCCCUCCAGUAUCACACGAAGCGAACCAAGAGACAUUCGAGCAGUGAAGGCUCAUCGGUCACCCAGACACAGCCCAAAGAGAACUAGGACCACACGACAAGUCUCACACGUUUUGCCACGCCUCGUACACGACAAUGUGCUAGACCCGUGGGACAUUCUUCCAGGCGAACGUGAAGGCUAUGCCAUCACGUUUACAUCUUCUGUUACUCUAGAGAGCUUGAUACAUAGUUCGUCUAGAAUCCCAUCGGAAGAUGCAGAUUCAUACUUCAAGCAAGCAAUCCUGGGACUGGAAUACCUCCAUCGUUCAAAUGUUGCGCAUCAAGAUCUACGACCUGAGAACCUGAUCAUUACCGUUAACAAUGUGUUGAAGAUCUCAAAUUUCGAAAAGGCACACUAUUCCGGCCCGUCAAGUAAAAGCCAACAGGUGCCAAGGAGAAAUAGUUGCUCUACUCCUGAGUAUGUGGCACCAGAAGUCUUCGUGAAUUCUUCGUAUGAUGCACAAGCCGUGGAUAUGUGGGCUAUGGGUAUCAUAUACAUAGAGAUGAGGAGAGGCAAAUUGCUCUGGAUCGUUGCCGCCGAGGGGGCAGAUGAGUGUUAUGACAGGUACUUGCAGGAAAGAGUUAGUCUUUGGGGAUAUCGGCCUAUCGAGAACUUGAACAAUGAACAUUGCGGCAGAGUGAUCACUUCUCUGCUCGACCCUGCACCAGCACAAAGAUACACAGCGUCGAGGGUUUUAAAAUCAACUUGGUGUAGCGCCAUUAAGCCUCGUAUUCCUAAUAUAAAUGAAACGCCAUAACCCUUAACUCCUUCCAUCUAGUAAAAGAAAUCCUCAUGAUACCCUACAAUGUGAACUG
Messenger RNA from Mollisia scopiformis, 1241 nucleotides. RefSeq names its product kinase-like protein. The record is from RefSeq and is a predicted model, not a curated record. Gene Ontology annotation, molecular function: ATP binding; protein serine/threonine kinase activity. Bases 152 to 1183 code for a protein of 343 amino acids. NCBI's taxonomy places the organism in Eukaryota, Fungi, Ascomycota, Leotiomycetes, Helotiales, Mollisiaceae. Gene Ontology annotation, biological process: protein phosphorylation; intracellular monoatomic cation homeostasis; intracellular signal transduction. The transcript is spliced from 3 exons.